This is a messenger RNA of Wyeomyia smithii (pitcher-plant mosquito), 972 nucleotides long. RefSeq lists its product as uncharacterized. The record is from RefSeq and is a predicted model, not a curated record. Gene Ontology annotation, molecular function: nucleic acid binding. The transcript has a single exon. Gene Ontology annotation, biological process: DNA integration. Bases 1 to 972 code for a protein of 323 amino acids. NCBI's taxonomy places the organism in Eukaryota, Metazoa, Arthropoda, Insecta, Diptera, Culicidae.
AUGAGGCAACUGCCGUGUCAACCCUGGCACGAUUUGGCAAUGGACUUCCUGGGGCCACUACCGUCCGGUGAGUCUAUCCUAGUACUUAUUGAUAUGUACAGUAGAUAUAGAGUUGUCGAGGCUAUGGACACUACCACCUCCGACGAUAUCAUAAAUGUAUUGACGCGAAUAUUCUUCCGACUGGGAAUUCCAGAAGUUUUUAUAUCCGACAACGCUAAAAACUUUUCAAGUAGUAAAAUAAGUGCUUUUGGCAAGAAAUUUGGUAUUCAGUUGGAGCAUACUAUACCAUAUUGGCCAAGAUCUAACGGCGAAGUGGAGAGGCAGAACAGGUCGAUCCUGAAGAUAUUACGCAUUGCUCAAGUGAACGGGACAGACUGGAAACACGAUUUGGAAGAGGCGAACUAUGUUUACUCAAUGAUCAAUCAUCCCGCAACAGGUCGUUCACCAGCUGAAAUGGCUUUCGGUAGGAAAUUUAAAGACUGGAUCCCAGAAGUUAUUUGUGCUAACGACAAUUUUUAUGCAGAGAUCAAAGACCAUGAUUGGAUUUAUAAACAGAAAUCAAAGACACGAUACGACACAGAGGAUAGAACCGAAGAAUCAAAUUUACAACCGCGAGAUCGCGUUCUAAUGCGAAAUUUAGUCUCUCAAAACAAGUUAUCUUCGUCGUAUAACCCAGAGCCGGCUACAGUUCUAGAAAAGAAAGGAAACAGUGUACUUGUACAGAUGGACAACGGGAAAAGAUAUCGACGAAACUCAGCACAUGUAAAGAAGCUUGUAGAACCUGAAGGAGUCGUCGAAGUCAGCCAGCAGAAACAACAAUGUUCGAACAACGAUACGCCAUUUUCUGAGAUAGUCGAUAGAUCUCUAACACCAGCUGCAGAAUUUGUUAAGAAUCAAAGCGAACAGUUAGAAAGACCGCGUCGUGAGGUUAAGCGUCCGUCAUACUUCGAAGACUAUGAAAUAGAUAUUUAA